Penaeus monodon (black tiger shrimp) is the source of this 1637-nucleotide messenger RNA. RefSeq lists its product as uncharacterized. The coding region runs from base 1 to 1398 and encodes 465 amino acids. Lineage: Eukaryota; Metazoa; Arthropoda; Malacostraca; Decapoda; Penaeidae. The transcript has 4 exons. The record is from RefSeq and is a predicted model, not a curated record.
AUGGUGCGCUUCCAGACGGGGCGCAGAGUCGCGGCCGACAGCUACCUGGACGCCGGCGUUGGGGCUCUCCCGCCGCUCUCGGAGCUCACUCUGCUGACGCACAUCAUGCUCAAGAGGACGACCUCGAACAUCCCGGUGCUCAGCUACGCGGUCGACGGGGCGCCCGGGGAGCUGAGGGUCGGUGAGUGGCCUCCGGGCCGAGCUGCUCUUUCAGCUGUUUCAAAAGAUAUUUCACCCUCCACACCAGUGUUACCCAAAUUCGUCCCCGACUACAGGAUUCUCUCCGUGGUCUGCUGCCGCGGCCGCGUCGCCGCGACGGUCCCGGCGCAGAUCACGAUGCGCACAUGGGACCGCCUCGCGCUGGCGCUCGACCUGCGCUCCAGGCGCCUGCUGAUGCGCUACAACAACGUGUCCAGCGAAGUCCCUCUGGACGUAAACGCCGAAGGGUUUGGCGUCAGCGGCCGCCUGGAAGUCGAGGGUGGAGGGCGUCUCGUGGUCGGCCAGAACCUUAACUCGGUUGAGGGCGACUUCAACCCCCUGGAGUUUCUGGACGGAAGCGUAGCCGACUACAGGCUCUACGGCAAAGCUCUCAGCUCAAGCCAGCUGGAGGAGUGGACGGCUUGCAAGGACGUGCCGGGCGCUCCCUCUCCCCUCGUGUCCUUGAGCGACGGCCGACUCACGGAGGUUGGAGACGUCGAGUCCAGAGACAUCGCGGUGCGCCAAGUAUGCGGGAACGACGCCCCUGAAUUCUCCGUUUUCUUUGCCGAAAAGAUGGACUUUGUCUUGGCCAAUUCCUGGUGCAAGAGGCUCGGGGGGAACCUGGCUCUGCCGAGGAAUGCGCCCGACAACAGGUUAAUGUGGAACGCCACAGCAGGCAGUAAAAACCAGUGCUCCGACAACUGGACUUACCUUAGCUGGCUCGGGAUCACCGUGGACCCUCAGACCUUCCAGUGGGUUGGUAUGAACGACAAGAAAUCUCUCUCGUAUUCUAAUUUCUUACCAAUCAGUCGGUUGCCAUCAGAAAAAUAUCAGUGCGCAGCUACAGUGAGUCAUAGCAAGUACCACUGGACAGCGAGCCCUUGCAGUGUUAUGAUGUGCGCUUUGUGCAACUUCAAGACUUUCCAGACCGUAAGACUGCGAGGUCUCUGCAAGUCCUCGCUCCUGGAUCGCGAGUUCUACUUGUUCGCAAACCAAGAUAAUGAACUCGUUUACGAAGGAAUAUCCCACGUGAGGAUUAUGAAGGUUAAAGAUACUUGGGGGAUGGAGAGUCGCCGCUAUGAAAAUAUUUCUGCAAGAGUCGUUGAAGAGGUCACCAUCUUCCCCAUGGGCAUUCAAUCCUGGAAAGUCAGGGGGGAUAACUGUCCAAGUAAAGAGGUAAGAUCUAAUAAAUGUUUUUAAAUUAAUUUUUUGUUAGUGUGGCAGAGAUCAAGGGUGCGGGUAAACCAUAUGUUUAGUACACAUUCCGAAUGGCCCUGCUUCAUCACCAGUAGAUCUAGCUGGCGACAUUUCAAAAUGAAUUUGAUUUCGGUUUUGAUCUGGUAAUCAUGCCGACCAUACCUUGUUGAUGUAUGGUUGGCAGUAUUUGCUUACCACUUCGUCCUUUGAAUGUAAUGCUUUCUAUAAUUUCCUUUUCUUAU